UAUUUUGUUGCAUCAAACUAUUUUAUUUAUGAUUAUAAAACGGUAAUGCAAUUAAGACUUGAACAUCAUAUAUGUGGAUUCUUUGUUGGAACAUUGCCUCAAGCACCUCAACAAAAUAUUUUUCUUGGACUUCCAUUGGAAUUAAUUCCAGAAGAAGUUGCAUGGCUUGUUGAUCAGGGACAUGCGUAUAUUGUAGAUGAUAAGCUACGUCAUCAGCUUUAUAUUGAAAAUGUUACACCAAAAGAUGUGCUUUCUAUUAAAGAAAAGAGAAUAACAGAUAUUAAGCGUCAAAAUAUUGAAUAUAAACAAAAUUUACUAGAGAAAGAGUUUUCUACAAGCUUUUUGAAGGAUUCUUCUAAUUUAGAUUCUAUUGUUUCUUCUCUUGAUAAUAAUGAUACAGAAGAUGAUAUACCACGAAAUAUUAUUGUUCCAACAAAAUCUAAGAAAUCACUCUACGCAAUGCCUAUUGAAUUGUCUCCUAAAGUAAAAGUGGAUCCAUCUCGAUAUUCUGUAUGGAAAUAUCUUCAUGAUAAAGGCUAUUACAUGACACCUGGUCUCAAAUUUGGUGCUCAUUAUCUUGCUUAUCCAGGUGAUCCUUUAAAAUAUCAUUCUCAUUUCUUAGUAAAUGUAAUGCAAUGGGAACAAGAAUUUUCUAUAAUAAAUAUAGUAGGUGGUGGAAGGCUUGGGACAAAUGUUAAAAAAGCAUGGGUUAUUGGAGCAAAUAAUCCUAAUACUAAUAUUGCUCAUGUCUUUACUGUUGAAUGGACAGGAUUUGGAUAAUUAUAAAAAGAGAAUAUCUUUUAAUAUUCUUUUUUUUUUU
This is a messenger RNA of Pneumocystis carinii B80, 820 nucleotides long. Its product is annotated as tRNA-intron endonuclease. Gene Ontology annotation, biological process: tRNA splicing, via endonucleolytic cleavage and ligation; tRNA-type intron splice site recognition and cleavage. The transcript has 3 exons. NCBI's taxonomy places the organism in Eukaryota, Fungi, Ascomycota, Pneumocystomycetes, Pneumocystales, Pneumocystaceae. The record is from RefSeq and is a predicted model, not a curated record. Gene Ontology annotation, molecular function: tRNA-intron lyase activity; nucleic acid binding. Gene Ontology annotation, cellular component: tRNA-intron endonuclease complex. The coding region runs from base 46 to 780 and encodes 244 amino acids.